Molecule: messenger RNA, 2199 nt
Organism: Prunus armeniaca (apricot)
Lineage: Eukaryota; Viridiplantae; Streptophyta; Magnoliopsida; Rosales; Rosaceae
Source: the annotation of a GenBank genome assembly
AUGAAGGCGGUCGAGUUCGAUGGCGUGGAGUUCCAUGGGAGGGUUCUGACUGUUAAAUUGGAUGAUGGGAGGAGAUUGAAGGAAAAAACUGAGAGAGGACGCGGUGGAUUGAAGGCAACGACGGGGUUGAGUAUCGUUCUAACUGGCACAAAGAGCGGGACAGCUCGCGCAAGGAAUUGCGCAAGAUUAUGGAUACUGAGCCGGAGAACUGGCAGGCCGUCGUUGGAUUGGAACAAGGAAUCAGUCAUAAUGCCUGCCCAUAAACCUUCUAGAGGAGAAUAUGGCCUGAUGGUGAAGUAUUAUGCAAGGCGAGGGGACAUGCAUCGUGCUCGUGAAACUUUUGAGAGCAUGCGAGCUAGAGGAAUAGAGCCAACGUCGCAUUUGUACACAAGCCUUAUUCAUGCUUAUGCAGUUGGCAGAGACAUGGAAGAAGCAUUGUCAUGUGUUAGAAAAAUGAAGGAAGAGGGUAUUGAAAUGAGUUUGGUGACUUACAGUAUAAUGGUUGGGGGAUUUGCGAAAGUUGGCAAUGCCGAAGCUGCAGAUCACUGGUUUAAGGAGGCCAAAGAGAGACAUACAGCAUUGAAUUCAAUCAUUUACGGGAAUAUUAUAUAUGCUUAUUGUCAAACAUGCAAUAUGAAUCGUGCUGAGGCAUUAGUGAGGGACAUGGAAGAAGCAGGCAUAGAUGCUCCUAUUGACAUUUAUCACACCAUGAUGGAUGGCUACACCAUGAUUGGCAAUGAAGAUAAAUGCUUGGUUGUGUUUGAACGACUCAAGGAAUGUGGGUUUACACCUUCAGUCAUCAGUUAUGGAUGUCUGAUCAAUCUUUACAUUAAGAUUGGAAAAGUUUCUAAAGCCUUGGAAAUUAGCAAACUGAUGGAAUCAGCCGGCAUAAAACAUAACGUGAAGACCUACUCCAUGUUAAUCAAUGGAUUUUUGAAGUUAAAAGAUUGGGCUAAUGCAUUUGCAGUUGUGGAAGAUUUAGUGAAGGAUGGUUUGAAGCCUGACAUAGUCCUUUAUAAUAACAUUAUAACAGCAUUCUGUGGAAUGGGCAACAUGAACCGUGCUGUUCGUACUGUCAAAGAAAUGCAGAGGGAGAGGCAUAGACCUACAUCACGGACAUUUAUGCCGAUAAUACAUGGUUUUGCAAGGGCUGGAGAAAUGAGAAGAGCUCUUGAGAUUUUCGAUAUGAUGAGGAUGAGUGGAUGCAUUCCCACUGUGCAUACUUUCAAUGCUCUGGUUCUUGGUCUUGUGGAGAAGCGACAGAUGGAGAAGGCUGUUGAAAUAUUGGAUGAAAUGACACUGGCAGGCAUAAGCCCAGAUGAACAUACAUACACAACUAUCAUGCAUGGUUAUGCAUCUUUAGGUGAUACGGGAAAAGCCUUCGAGUAUUUUACCAAAUUGAGGAAUGAGGGCCUGGAGCUAGACGUGUAUACAUAUGAGGCAUUACUGAAGGCAUGUUGCAAGGCAGGCAGAAUGCAAAGUGCUUUAGCUGUCACCAAAGAAAUGAGUGCUCAAAAAAUUCCGAGGAACACCUUUGUGUACAACAUAUUAAUUGAUGGAUGGGCUCGAAGAGGUGAUGUUUGGGAGGCUGCUGACUUGAUGCAGCAAAUGAAAAAGGACGGGGUGCGACCUGAUAUCCACACCUACACAUCUUUUAUAAAUGCUUGUUGUAAGGCUGGAGACAUGCAGAGAGCUGCAAAAACAAUUGAAGAAAUGGAAGCAUUUGGAGUGAAGCCAAACGUUAAAACCUACACUACGUUGAUACAUGGUUGGGCACGUGCUUCUCUCCCAGAGAAGGCUUUUAGAUGCUUUAAGGAUAUGAAGUCGGCGGGGUUAAAGCCAGACAAAGCUGUAUACCAUUGCUUGAUGACAUCUCUGCUGUCAAGGGCUACUGUUGCUGAAGCUUACAUCUACUCUGGUCUUCUGUCCAUUUGUAAGGAGAUGAUAGAAUCUGGGUUGAUUGUAGAUAUGGGAACUGCAGUUCACUGGUCGAGGUGCUUACGCAAGAUUGAACGAACAGGUGGGGAGCUUACAGAAGCCCUGCAGAAGACCUUCCCUCCUGAUUGGAGCUCAUCUCAUACUUUGGAUGUGAGUUCCGACGUAGACAGUGAUGAUGAACUAGAUAUUAUUAGCGAUGACGAUGACAUGGAGUUUGCUAAUAGAAUAGAUGAUGGCAACAUUAUGUCGAGGAUGGUCUGA